CCCCCUUUCCCGUUUUCACCUGUCACCUCACGUCGCCCCACAAUCUGACUCCCGCCCUUCCUUUCCAGUCCUGAAGGGUCUCGGUCUGAAACGCCGACUGUUCACUCCUCUCCAGAGUCGCUGCCUGCCCCCCUGAGUUCCUCCAGCAUUUUGUGUCUGUUGCUUUGGGUUCAGGAUCUGCAGAUUCUCGCCUGAUAAAUCAUUGCGCAUGCGUGGUCGUCGCCACCAAUCCCGACUAUCGCGCAUGCGCCAAGUAGCAGAGGCUGACAACGACCGGACAAAGGUUUGAAAUGGCAGAACACUUGCGCAUGGGAAUCUCAAACACAACAACACAUCAGUUUUGCUGAAUGACUGGAUAUUUAAGGAGUGACCAAAUAUUUUCUUUGCAACACCAACACCUCUGUUGUCGAUCCACGGAGAUGAAGAAUUAUCUCAUAACAUCUGGUAAUGUAUUCUGUCACUGAAAUCAAGCAUUCUGUUGUAACUCAGUGAAAUCCACAUGAACCGGGGUGCUGAGAACACACCAGCAUUUGUUCACUGGAGAUCAGUUCUUCUACUGCAUUGAUUGUAGAAGGGAUUCAAACAUCUGACUGUCUGAAUUGCAGAGAAUUGAUCGCAGUGAGAUAUCAUUCUCCUUCUCUCAGUGUGGGAAGGGAUUCACUCACAGCCUACCCACAGACACGCCAGUGAGUUCACAGUGGGGAGAGGCCGUUCACCUGCUCUGUGUGAGGGAGGGGAUUCACUCACAGCCUACCCACAGACACGCCAGUGAGUUCACAGUGAGGAGAGGCCAUUCACCUGCUCUGUGUGAGGGAGGGGAUUCACUCACAGCCUACCCACAGACACGCCAGUGAGUUCACAGUGGGGAGAGGCCAUUCACCUGCUCUGUGUGAGGGAGGGGAUUCACUCACAGCCUACCCACAGACACGCCAGUGAGUUCACAGUGGGGAGAGGCCAUUCACCUGCUCAGUGUGAGGGAGGGAAACUACCCAGUCAUCCAGCCUGAAGAUACAUCAGGAAGUUCACACCACAGUGAGAUGCUCCACCUGUUCUGACAGCAGGAAGCAAUUCAUUCUGUCGUCGGUGCUAAAUAUACAUCUGAAAAUUCCCCAGUGAGAAGACAGUAACCUGUUUACAUGGUGGGAAGGUAUUCACACACUAAACCAUGCCACAGUGACACCAGCAAGUUCAUAACGGGGAGAGGCCAAUCACCUGCUCUGUGUGCGAAAGGAUUCACUGAAUCAUCUCAACUGAAUGAACACCAGUGAGUUCACACUGAAAAGAUGUCGUUCACCUGCUUAGACUGUGGGAAGGGAUUCACUCGUUCAUCCACACUACAGAGACACCAGCGAGUUCACACCGGGGAGAGGCCAUUCACUUGCUCUGAAUGUGGGAAGGGAUUCAGUGACUCAUCCAAACUUGUGAGACACUACCGAGUUCACACUGGGGAGAGGCCGUUCACUUGCUCUGAAUGUGGGAAAGGAUUUGCUCGGUCAUCUCAACUGACUGAACAUCAGCGAGUUCACACUGGGGAGAAACCGUUCAGCUGCUUUCAAUGUGGCAAGGGGUUCACCCAGUCAUCUCAUCUGAAAGUACAUCAGCGAAUUCACACUGGGGAGAAACCGUUCAGCUGCUCUGAAUGUGGGAAGGGAUUCGCUGAUUCAUUCUCCCUUGUGAAGCACUGCCGAAUUCACACUGGGGAGAAGCCAUUCACGUGCUGUGAAUGUGGGAAGGGAUUCACUGACUCAUCCCACCUUGUGAAGCACUGCCGAAUUCACACUGGGGAGAAGCCAUUCACAUGCUCUGAAUGUGGGAAGGGAUUCACUCAGUCGUCUCAUCUGAAUGUACAUCAGCGAAUUCACACUGGGGAGAAACCGUUCAGCUGCUCUGAAUGUGGGAAGGGAUUCGCUGAUUCAUACACCCUUGUGAAGCACAACCGAAUUCACACAGGGGAGAAGCCAUUCACAUGCUGUGAAUGUGGGAAGGGAUUCACUGCCUCAUCCCACCUUGUGAAGCACUGCCGAAUUCACACUGGGGAGAAGCCGUUCACGUGCUGUGAAUGUGGGAAGGGGUUCACUGCAUCAUCCAACCUGGUGAGGCAUAGCCGAAUUCACACUGGGGAGAAACCGUUCACCUGCUUAGAUUGUGGAAAGGGAUUCACUCGGUCAUCAGGCUUGAAAGUCCAUCAGCGAGUUCACACUGGGCGAUGCCAGUCACCUGUUCUGAUUGUGGGAAUGAAUUCGCUCAGAUAUCUCAACUGACUGAACAUCAACUGCUCAGACUGUGGGAAGGCAUUCACACACUGAUCCACACUGCAGAGACAGAGGUGGGUUCACACUGUGGGGAGGGUGGUCACCUGCUCAGAGUGUGGGAAGACAUUCACACACUGAUCCACACUGCAGAGACAGUGGUGGGUUCACACUGUGGUGAGGGUGGUCACCUGCUCAGACUGUGGGAAGGCAUUCACACACUGGUCCACACUGCAGAGACAGUGGUGGGUUCACACUGUGGUGAGGGUGGUCACCUGUUCUGACUGGGAUGGGUUUCAAUCAGUCAUUCAUCCUUGUGUCACCGUAUCAAGCUUUGACCCAACGUGAAUCUGAGAGAUCAUAAGCUUCAGAGGACGUAAUUCACUCAGGUUCACCAAUGGAGUAUUAAAGGCAGUGGUUCAGGCCAGGUUAUUUUUGAGCUUUCAGCGGUGGCCACUCCACAGUCAGGAUGGAUUAUCAAGAAAACCUUCAUUAGCUGGAGCAAAUGGAGCUGUCACUGUUGGAGUGGACAGAGUUGGAGCGGAGACUUUGAGGCUUUAAUUUUUUGAGGUUUCAGUGGGGAGAGCAGUCAGUCAGAGAAGGCAAAAUCAUGAUGGAUGUAGAAUUUUUUUUGCCCCUUCUUUACAUUUUCUCAGUUGAAACAGUGGAGAUGACAGGCAGGGUGGUGGAAAGCUGCUUUCUGGGAUGUGGGAAGGCAGAGGACCCUGCUGUGUCCCUGAUAACUACACCUGUGAGAAAGGCAUCCAGCUUCAGCUCCGAACAAUCCACAUUAUGGAGUUGCAGCUGGAACUGGAUGAACUCCAGAUCAUCCAGGAGGCUGAAGGGGUGAUAGGUAGGACAUUUGAGAGGUAUUUGCACCCAAGGUGCACGGCACAGGAAACUGGGUGACAGUGAGGAAGAAACUGCACUCUCUGUUUCCCCCUGUGCCCAUCCCUUUGAACAACACAGGUAUCACUUUAGGUACAGUCGGGGAUGGUGGGAUGACCUGGCAAAGAAAAGUCACAGCAAUAGGGUCUCUGGCACUGAGCAUGGCUCUGAGACUGAGAAGGGAAGGGAGGAGAAGAGGCGAGCUGUGUUGAUACGUGGCUUGUUAGCUCAGGGAACUGACAGGAUGUUCUGUAGGUGAGUGUUGAGCAUUCCUCAGGAGGGUGAACAGUGAAGGUCGUGGUCCAUGUGGGUAACAAUGAUAUGGGCUGGUAGAGUAACAAGGUUAAGUUAAGGGAGUUCAGGGAGUGAGGUGCUAAUUGAAAGGACAGCUCCUCCAGGCCUGUGAUCUCAGGACUGCUGUCCGUGUGAUGUGGCAGGGAUCAGAAGAUUAUACAGUUUAACAUGUGGCUAAAGAGUUGGUGCAGGAGGGAGGGGAUAAGAUUUUUGGAUCAUUUGAGCUUGUGAGGAUUGCUGUGUACAGAGGAGUGAGAGUGUGUAGGUAGGGACAGCACAUCACUAACGGAAUGUGACUGGGCACACAGGUCUCUCUGUCUCUCUCACAAACACAUCAGUGGAGUGGGGAGGGAGGGGAGUGAGAAGGGGAAGGGGAAUGAGGAGGAUGGAGUUCGGACUCCUUCACAAAGUCCCACACUCACCCAACCCUCCCCUCUGGAAUUGGUCCCAUUCCCUCCCCAAGAUUGGGGGUGAGCAUUGAGUCACCUUGCCAACAAGAAAAGGAAUUGUUCGAUAACAUCUGCUUAACACAUUUUGAUAAUAAAUUUACAUUGAACUUGAA
Molecule: messenger RNA, 3993 nt
Organism: Hypanus sabinus (Atlantic stingray)
Lineage: Eukaryota; Metazoa; Chordata; Chondrichthyes; Myliobatiformes; Dasyatidae
Product: gastrula zinc finger protein XlCGF8.2DB-like
Exons: 2
Coding region: 1284-2261 (325 amino acids)
Biological process (GO): regulation of immune system process; negative regulation of transcription by RNA polymerase II; regulation of cytokine production
Source: RefSeq, a predicted model, not a curated record